UCCCCGCCUCCUUCACCUCCUCUCCAUCCCUCUGCCUCUAGCUCUUGCUGGGAACCACCUGAGCACAUCCUUUUCCAGGAGUCCUCCUCCUGCCUGUACCUGAGCCCAUGUUCUGGGGACUGCCUGGAAGUCCGGAGCCUCCUCCUGAGGGGGAGCUGGUGCCAGGCGGCCCCUCUUAGGAUGAACCAGCCGGUCGGGUCCCUGGGACUCUGCAGAAUGACAUAGAGGAGGCAUUUCAAGCAGUUGGGAGCUGGGCUUGCUUCAGGACCCUGCCAACUGGAGGUAGCGUGUGAAGGGGGUCUCUGUUCCUGAAGGAGGGGAUCAUGGCCUCCAUGUUGCUCACCCGGCGGCUGGCCUGCAGCUUCCAGCACAACUACCGCCUACUUGUGCCCGGACCCAGACACAUCAGCCAAGCCGCAGCCAAAGUCGACGUUGAAUUUGAUUAUGACGGGCCUCUGAUGAAGACGGAAGUCCCAGGGCCUAGGUCUCGGGAGUUAAUGAAACAGCUGAAUAUAAUUCAGAAUGCAGAGGCCGUGCAUUUUUUCUGCAAUUAUGAAGAGAGCCGAGGCAAUUACCUGGUCGAUGUGGAUGGCAACCGGAUGCUGGAUCUUUAUUCCCAGAUCUCCUCCGUCCCCAUAGGUUACAACCACCCUGCCCUCAUGAAACUCGUCCAACAGCCUCGGAACGCGAGCGUGUUCAUCAACAGACCUGCCCUCGGAAUCCUGCCCCCCGAGAACUUUGUGGAGAAGCUUCGCGAGUCCUUGCUCUCGGUGGCUCCCAAAGGGAUGUCCCAGCUCAUCACCAUGGCCUGCGGCUCCUGCUCCAACGAAAACGCCUUCAAGACCAUCUUCAUGUGGUACCGGAGUAAAGAAAGGGGUCAAGCCGGUUUCUCCAAAGAGGAGCUGGAGACGUGCAUGAUCAACCAGGCCCCCGGGUGCCCGGACUACAGCAUCCUCUCCUUCAUGGGCGCGUUCCACGGGAGGACCAUGGGUUGCUUGGCGACCACACACUCCAAAGCCAUUCACAAGAUCGACAUCCCGUCCUUCGACUGGCCCAUCGCGCCAUUCCCACGGCUGAAAUAUCCUCUGGAAGAGUUUGGGAAAGAGAACCAGCAAGAAGAGGCUCGCUGUCUAGAAGAGGUGGAGGAUCUGAUCGUGAAAUAUCGGAAAAAGAAGAAGACGGUGGCCGGGAUCAUCGUGGAGCCCAUCCAGUCUGAGGGUGGGGACAACCACGCGACCGACGACUUCUUCCGGAAGCUGAGAGACAUCUCCAGGAAGCACGGCUGUGCCUUCUUGGUGGACGAGGUCCAGACGGGCGGCGGCUGCACCGGCAAGUUCUGGGCCCACGAGCACUGGGGCUUGGAUGACCCUGCAGACGUGAUGACCUUCAGCAAGAAGAUGAUGACCGGCGGCUUCUUCCACAAGGAGGAGUUCAGGCCCAACGCUCCUUACCGGAUCUUUAACACCUGGCUGGGGGACCCGUCCAAGAACCUGCUGCUGGCCGAGGUCAUCAACGUCAUCAAGCGGGAGGACCUGCUGAGCAACGCAGCCCAUGCGGGGAAGGCCCUGCUCACGGGGCUGCUGGACCUCCAGGCCCGGUACCCCCAGUUCAUCAGCAGAGUGAGGGGACGAGGCACCUUCUGCUCCUUCGACACUCCAGACGAAUCCGUACGGAAUAAACUCAUUUUAAUAGCCAGAAACAAAGGCGUGGUGCUGGGGGGCUGUGGCGACAGAUCCAUUCGCUUCCGACCCACUCUGGUCUUCAGGGACCACCACGCGCACCUGUUCCUCAAUAUUUUCAGCGACAUCUUAGCCGACUUCAAGUAAAGAAGCCGUUCCCCCUGCGCUCGAGAAAGCCCUGAUUCAACAGUUGUCAAAUUGAUUAGUUUGCCUAAUUCAUGUUUUCACUUAAAGUAUCAGAGGCGAAUGCAUAAACCAGAGGGUUAUUGGUGGGGAGGGGACGGUUUGGGGGCUCGGCGGGAGGGGAGGGGCCGAGGGGCUGGCUUGGGUUUUCCUCCUGCAGAGCCGGUGCGGCACAGUGGUCGAAGCCCAGAAAUUCUGCUUGAGCCCUGGACGUAGUCUCAGGACGGCCCACGCGGGUCCUGGCCGUGUAUCUGUCCACUUUGACCCUGACAAUUUCUUUGGAAGCCAGUCAAGGGAAUGACACCUGCUCUGGAACUGGUGGCUGGGACUUGUGGGUUCCAUCCCUUUCAGUGUAGUAGUCUGUGAUCGGGGGUGCUGGCUCCCCUCGCCCUCUGCAGCAAACACGCUCUCACCCCUCACCAGCCCCUGGAGCCCUGAGCACGUCCCAUGGUCGGUUCAGGGAGGGACAGGACAGAGCACAGGAAGGCAGGACAGCAGGACAUCAGGAUGACCCGGGGGUGUGGGAGGGGGUCUUCUGGCCUCCUUGGGACUUGGGCCACGCCUCUCAGUGCAUCUGGGGAUUUCUCUAAACUGUGAAUCCUGUCCUUGACGGGGCUCUGCCCUGGGAGAACCACCUGCGGCGUCACCCACGGUUCUUACUCACCGUCCCCAUUCCCCAGACUCUUUCCCUCCUGUUAAAUGUCAGCCUAGACCUCUGGAAGGAAGGCGCAGCCUGAGCGUCCGCGGGGACACACGGGAGCUGAAGGAUCAGAAGCACAAGCCAGUCUCCCAGCAGUUGGGGGGGUGGGGAAUGGGAGGGGGCAGGAGCCCAGGGGCUGGGGCUUCGGGGGCCCCUUCCUCCCCCUCCCGCAGUUCCGUUCCGGGGUCUGACUCACGGACCCUGCAUCCCGCAGGCUCUUUCUCUCAUCCUUGCUCAUCCGCCUUUGUCCACUUGUGAGCAGAUGCGGGAACAGCUCUGCUGUUCCACCAGAGGCCGUUAACUGCCGAACGAGGUUUCUUCUGGAGGGAAGCGUCGUGAAUUACAGGCACCAGAGGGAAGAAACAGCCUGGUGGUUCGAGAUGCUUUUCUUGUCCUGGCCACUCCAAGGCAGAGAUUUUCUGACGCGAGUGAGGAUGGAGAGCACAGGCUCAAGGCUUAAUUGGACUCUGGCUGGGACGAAGGAUCGGUGCUGGAGGCAAGGCAUUCUUGGAACUGACUUGACCUCAAAUGUUCCCCAAAGGGGCACUGUUAGUCCUACAGCGAUGAAGUGUUGAUUAGUGGGUGGAGGCAGAAAGUCUGGCUUGUAUUCUCUGUCCAGAAGGAAGCCGCCCCGUCUCCUGGUGCCUUGGUGGACUGCUGGGGGAGACGGGCGUGUCGAGGCUCUCGAUGAGUACUUUGCGCUUUUAAUAAUUCAUCAUCCAAAGAUCUCAAAGUGGUUUUUUUUCCUGCUUCCACCCUUCAGCAGACUUGGUCAUCCACCUAUUUUUGUUGGGAACGAAAGGCACUGACGGGUUGGAGAGACGCGGGCAGAUCCGUGAAUUCAGUUCACUCUGCAUUCUCGCAGCCCGGGCUCACGGUUGCUUUAAGAAGGCACUCUGCCGUGCUCAAGGCCGUUUGUGUGACCGGCUGCACGGUGCUGUGGGACUCUCUCUCCCUGCAAGGUUUUACUCAUUCAUAUAUUCAUUUAUUUAUUCAAUCAUUCAUUCAUGAAACUUCCAUGAGGUACCUGCUGUGUCCCAGACCCAGUGCUAAGCACCAGGAAUACAAAGGUGAAAUGGAACACCGUCCCUGCUCUCCAGGGACUCACAUCCCACUGGGGACAACAGGCUCUUAAAGCAGAGUGGCAGGUGCUGUGAUAGAGAUAAUGUGUAGGAACAUCAGGAAACCCGAGGGAGCACCCCAAUCCACCAAAGGGUCAGAGGAGCUCUCAAGGAGAAAUUGAUGUCUAAGCAGGGUUUUGCAGUAUGAGCAAGAGUUCACCAAGCAGACAAGGCAAGGAAGAGUGGCAGAAAGGGAACAGUAUGUGCCAAGACACAUCAGUUCCUGGUCUCACACCUUUCCCUGGGGAUCCAGAUUCCACAGGCAAUAUCCCAACAUCCAAGGCCUUAUUUAACAAACAGCCAAAAUGCAAACCAAACCAUAACUCAUUUAUUGGCGUAAGGACGCUUUCUCCUGAGAACUUCAGCGCUGGGUGCAAACAUUCAAUAAGGUUCCUGGAGUCUAGAAGGUUUUUAAGCCGGGGCACAACCAGAAACUUGGCUCCCUUCAGUGGAGAGAGUGGCUCCAAAAUUUUGUUCUCUCCCCACGGGGCACUGGCAGAAAAAUGCAAUCAUUUUGUCUGGAAAGUCAUUUCCAGACUUCUUCACUCCUUGCCAAGGGAAGUUACUUCUCAGAAAACUUAAGCCAUUUAUCCACAAGUUCUUGUUGACUCAGGGCAUCAUGAGUUCCUGAGACAUCCUCUUUCUGGGGGUGGGGUAUAGCUGGAAGAAUUUCAAGGAGAAAAUUCUCGGCAGAGCUCAAGAUCAUAGAAGCUUGGAGGAGGCUGAUGAAAACAUAGGGAGCCCAGCGGACGGGUCGCUGUCUAGGGCAGAGACCAUGAAGAAGCUGUGUGGCCCACGGUCUGGAAGUCAGUCCAUCACACAUUAGCGCCAUAGAGUUUAGUCAACGUCCCUAGUAAGCCUUGUCACUUUUACAGAAAAUAAGGUCCAGUACUAGCGAGUCUCAGCACAUCCUCAAUUUUAUUAUAAAUGGGUGUUUUUUUAAUAAUUUUUACUGACACUCAGUAACCAUGCAAAAUUGUGCACAACAUUAAUGUAUCGAUAUACCUAUACCUAUCUAUCUAUCUAUCUAUAUCAGCUCAUGGUAGAAAACCAUCGCUAGGAGCAUCGCCCACUUACGCAGAUGAAGUGAUCUUGUUUACAGUAUUCUGUUGACAGUGCCAAUAAAUGAUAAAGAGAUUAACAUGUCACAAUGUAACUGAUGACCAUAUGCACAGUUCCAUGAAUUAAAUGUUUCCUGUGUUAAUCAGUAUUCUUGAAUUAAAAAAAAAACAUUUAUAAUGGAAA
Molecule: messenger RNA, 4928 nt
Organism: Equus caballus (horse)
Lineage: Eukaryota; Metazoa; Chordata; Mammalia; Perissodactyla; Equidae
Gene: ABAT
Product: 4-aminobutyrate aminotransferase
Biological process (GO): GABA catabolic process
Cellular component (GO): mitochondrion
Molecular function (GO): pyridoxal phosphate binding
Source: RefSeq, a predicted model, not a curated record